CAGUUGCACUCCUGCUGGUCCCCCUCCAGCUCCUUGCUCUGCAGGUGAAGUUGAGUUCUUUCGCAGGGAGGGUGGAGGUCUGACAGGAUGCUGCUGGUGUUUUGGGGAGAGCGGGCUCUCAGGCUGGCGGAGUCCCCCCGGGCUGGUGUCCAUUGCUGGGGGUGGCGGCGGAGGGGGCUGCCAAGGAGCCGAGCCCUCAGCGGCUGGAAGGAUGGAGCCGGGCAGGCGGCUGGGAGCUGCUGUCGGUCUGCCUGCCCCAGCGUCUCCCGCUCCCUGAGGAGGGGCAGCGGUCCCUGCCUCUCCCUGUGUCCCGGGCAGGAGGAGCGGAGCCGGGCAGCACAGGCCGUGCUCCCACCGCGCCUUGUCCUCGUCCCUCAGGACAUCCGAACACACCAGAAACUCCAAGUAGUACUCGUCCUCGGCGCCUCCGGGGGAAGCCUCGUCCAUCGCGGGCUCCCUCCCUGAGCCCGUGCGGUGCCUCUGUCCCGCUGGGAGGGCACUCCGUGCGCCCUCUCCCUGCUCCAGCCUCCUGCCCGUAUUUGGGUGGCCGGUCUCGGUCAGUCCGUCCGUCUGGCGGCCCCGGGUAAACCCUCCCUGCCGCUCGCUGGAGGACGCGCUCUGAGCGGGGUUGGAAAGACAAUCCCGGCUAAUCGGCCCAUCCGAUUCUGGCGCCUGCUCGGCUUCCUUCCUUGCCUUGAACUCCUGCAUCGUUUUUUCUCUGACCUGAGCCGCCGUGAGCGAUCCCACUUGUAAGAGCGAGGAGCAGAUGGCAAUCCCCUUUGAGUUUGUGGCAGACACUUGGUAGAUGGCGGCGUCGUCUUCCGUGCAUCUGAAAGUCAAUGAAAUGUUACUUGCUUUGAACAGCCAUUGAGGGAGAGGUGCACCAGGGAGACCUGCAGUUUGAGAAGUGAAUGAGUUCAGAGGACCUAGAUAAAUGCUCAUUGAAGGUCCUGGAUCCAGAAGGAAGCCCCAGCCGGAGUUUGCUCCAUGUGAUGGGCAACCGGGGUGUGACUGUGAAAGACCUGUUGGAGUUCCUUCAAGUUAUGGGACAGACUGAGGCCUUUCAGCUGCUGAGAUCCUCAGCUUCAUUGAAGAUACUCAUCCAGCCUGUUUCCCAGGCUGUACUGGCUGGCCAGGCAGUGAGACUCUUUUGCCAAGCUGCAGGGCAUCCGAAUGUUGAAUAUCAGUGGUUUCGAAAGGAUGUAGAGAUUCCAAAUGGCAAUACCCCAGAGCUUGUGAUUAAUCCAGUUUCUGUAAAUGAUACCGGGUGGUACAUCUGCAGAGUGAACAGUGGCUGCUUUUUUGAAUUUAGUCUCUGGGUGCAACUUGAAGUUUAUAAUUUCAGUGCUGUCUGUGGAAGAAGAUUCUAUACCUCUGAGACCAGUCUUCAGAUUAUAAAUCAGCCACAAACCCAGAAACUAAAGGUAGGAGAUACACUUACAUUGGAAUGUACUGCAAUUGGAAUACCACUGCCACGUUAUCAAUGGAUAAGAAAUGGAUUACCAGUCAGCAAUGGUUGUGAAAGACACUACAAAAUAUGUAAUAUAAACCGAGACAAUCAGGGACGGUAUUGUUGCCGUGUGUUCAAUGACAAGGCGGAACAAUGGAGUAUGGAAGCAGAUGUAUUUGUAGAUGGAGUUGAACCAAUCUCUCCUCACAGUACAGUCCUGCCAUCCCAGUAUCAGCUGAAUGAACAUCCAAUGCAUUCUUUCUAUGAUGAGACCAAAUAUCCUAGAGAAACAGGUAAUCCUGUUGAAGUUGGACCACUAGAUUUAGGAUUUAACCAAAGACAUUAUGCAACAGACAAGGUGGCUCUUCUGAUUGGCAACAUGUCCUAUCUCAACCACCCCAAAUUAAAGGCACCAAUGAUGGAUGUAUAUGAACUGACCAAUUUGUUGAGACAGCUGGAUUUUAAAGUGGUAUCUCUGUUAGACCUCACUGAAUCAGAGAUGCGUAAUGCAGUCUAUGAAUUCUUACUCUUGCUGGACAAGGGAGUAUAUGGUUUAUUGUACUAUGCUGGACAUGGAUACGAAAACUAUGGAAACAGUUUUAUGGUCCCGAUUAAUGCUCCAAAUCCAUAUAGAUCAGCAAACUGCUUGUGCGUGCAGAGCAUCCUAAAGCUAAUGCAAGAGAAGGAGACUGGACUGAAUGUCUUCCUGCUGGACAUGUGCAGGAAAAGGAAUAUGCAUGAUGACACCAUUCCAAAUAUGGAGGCCUUAAAAGUUACAGCCAAUAUUGUGUUUGGAUACGCAACAUGUCAAGGUGCAGAAGCAUUUGAAAUUCAGCAUUUUGGAUUAGCAAAUGGCAUAUUUAUGAAAUUUCUAAAGGAACGCCUGUUAGAGGAUGAAAAAAUCACAGUAUUGCUUGACAGAGUUGCUGAAGACAUGGGAAAAUGUGACCUCACUAAGGGAAAGCAAGCUCUGGAAAUUCGCAGCAGUCUCUGUGAGAAGAGAGCCCUGACCGAUCCAAUCCAUUCAUCAGGCUGCUCCGCUGAAUCACUGGCACGCAACCUGCAGUGGGCAAAGGCCCAUGAGCUACCUGAAAGUAUGUGGCUUGAGUUUGACUGCGGUGUCCAAAUUCAACUAGGUUUUGCUGCUGAGUUCUCAAAUGUCAUGAUAAUUUACACGCGUAUUGUGAAAAAACCAAAAGGAAUUACAAUGUGCGAAGCAUAUGUCACAGAUUUUCCACAGGACCUAGACAUUGAUCCUAAAAAGGCAAACAAAGGAACACCUGAAGAAACAGGAAGCUACUUACUCUCUAAGGAUUUACCAGAGCAGUGCCUUUACACGAGACUAAGUGCUUUACAGAAACUGAAGGAACGACUGGUCUUCACAGCCUGCCUCCGUUAUCGAUAUCAAGGACUUGAUGAAUCUGUAGAAGAGGCCAAGGAGGUAGAUGUAGGAAAGCCACUCAUUGCAAAGCUGGAUAUCCAUCGCACCAUUAGGAGAAACAGCUGCCUAGUGACCUGUCCUAUGCCUCACAGCCCAUUACACAGCCCAGUACACAGCCCAUCUCACAGCCCAGUGCGAAGCAUGGCUUACAGUCCCGAAUUUGAGCAUUACCACCACCACCACAACCAACAUUAUCAAGCUAACUCUCACCUCGGAGUCUACAACCCAAAUUCAUCCAUGAUGGGUGCAGUAGGCUGCACCAUUCCUGCUGACAGCUGUAAAUACAACACGUAUACACGUAUGUCGGAUUGGAAUCAAAGACCACACUUCUGUAGUGGCAGCGUAAGAGAGAUCAAUAUUCCUGUUGAGAAUGAUAUCAAUGAUCUGCAGUCUGACUUCAAUACCUGUCUUCAAUUCACUGAGCAUUAACAUGCAAACAAUUGUCCAGAAUAUACUGAGGAGGAUUGUCCACUGGAGCAAUACUGGCUCCCACUGGAAGAAACAAAAUGUAGACUAUCUCCAUUUGAGUGAUGCACCAAUGAUGAGGCUGUCCAAUGAAUUUUCCAUUAUCUGCACAAUUGUAAUGCUGGACAGUUGGGCAUUUGUGAACAAUUACAUAACCUUCAAGGUGGCCCAAGUCUAUCAGCUGUUUUCCACCCCUCCUCAGGAUGCCUUCCAUGCGGCUGUGUGUGCAAGAAUGACAUUUAAAUACUAUGGUGGGAACUAACCAUUACUUAGAUUACUUACAGUGUGGAAACAUGCCCUUCGGCCCAACAAGUCCACACCGACCCUCCGAAGUGCAACC
Molecule: messenger RNA, 3696 nt
Organism: Chiloscyllium plagiosum (whitespotted bambooshark)
Lineage: Eukaryota; Metazoa; Chordata; Chondrichthyes; Orectolobiformes; Hemiscylliidae
Gene: malt1
Product: MALT paracaspase 1
Biological process (GO): proteolysis
Molecular function (GO): cysteine-type endopeptidase activity
Source: RefSeq, a predicted model, not a curated record